This is a messenger RNA of Mytilus californianus (California mussel), 1710 nucleotides long. RefSeq names its product RUN domain-containing protein 3B-like. The transcript has 10 exons. The record is from RefSeq and is a predicted model, not a curated record. Lineage: Eukaryota; Metazoa; Mollusca; Bivalvia; Mytilida; Mytilidae. The coding region runs from base 4 to 1710 and encodes 568 amino acids.
UGGAUGCCCAAAAUGAAUGAGGAAAUUUAUGCUCAGUUUUCAAAACGGCAGAUUGACAUCCAGAGAAAAAACUUAGUACAGAUUUGCAGGUUGACAGUUAAAACACUGAUUGACAAGGCAUCAAUUACCAAUAUAGAUGAUGAUUGUGAAGAACUCAUUAAUUUUUGUGCAGCUAUUGAACAGAUCUUGACAUACAGGCAGAAAGCACAAAGAACAUGGUAUGGUAUAGAAGAAGUUCGACCAUUUUGGGAUUUUAUUCAGACAGCAUGUCGCUAUCUUCCAAACAACUGUAUCACCAGUAUUGCUACACUUGAGAAUGUCAAGUCUCCAAUAGGAAAGGGAAGAGCCUGGAUAAGAUGUGUGCUUAUGGAGAAGAGACUGUCAGAAUAUCUGUCUAAUGCAAUUCUACAGACAAAAAUUGUCAGGAGAUUUUAUCAAGAUGGGUCAGUAAUUUUGUCAGAAGAUAUCAAUGUUUUAUGUGGAGUUUUGCUGGGACUCAAUUCUAUUGAUUUUAGUUUUUGCUUAAAGGGACAGCAUCAAGAAUUGAAAAGUCCACUGUUUAUUGACUACACACCAUACCUCAUUUUUCAACAGAGUGAAGAAAGUGCAAUCAAAGAUUUUGAAGAGUUGGAACAAUUAAGCACUGAUGCAGGCAGAACAUCUUCCUCUGUUGUUAGGUCAUCUGAUGAUUCAUGGGAAGUCAAAUUCAGAGAACUGGAAAGAACUCAUAAAACUAUAAAAGAACAAAAGGGAUAUCUAGAAGAGUUACUUAGAAUGAGGGAGCAUCAAUUUCAGGAUUUACAAAGAAAACAUCAGAAUUUGUGUAAUGUGUUCAAGAAAUUUGAUAGUGAUUCUAAGAAGGAUCGUUUACAGAUGGAAAAUGUAGUUAUAGAGCUUCAGCAUCAGCUGACCUCUGUAACUACAAAAUGUGAAGGAGUAAGUGCAAAGUAUGAAGCUCUAGUCAGUAAGUUAAAGUCUGGGUUCAUCGACUUAGAAAUAGUUAAUCCUGAAAGGUCAUCACCAAUUGAAAGUUCAAAUCAGCUGGACUACCGUUCAACAGAUGUUUGUACUUCAAAUAUUCCUGAGUCUGCUGCAAAACUUGUCAUUCCUGGUACAAGAGGACUUCAACAUGAAAUGAAGGCAGAGACAGAAAGUAUGUUAGUCAUGGCAGGGUCAUUUUCAUCAGAGAAAAGCAGCGAAGACACAUCCAAUAGAAACUUUACAAAAAAUGAUGAAAACAACAAAGCAUCUGAUGCAGAUGGAGCAAUUGUAAUUAAUUUUCCAGAAAAUGACCAGCAAUCCCUUUCUUCAACUGAGACUUCAAGCAUUGUAGAGGAAAGUAUAACUGGAGAGCAAUCACACUCAAAAACGGAUUUUAUCAAACAAGAAGAAAAUAAAAAAACAACUGAACCAGGAAGUGAAAAGUCCAUAGAACUAGACGAUUCUAGUUCUCCUAAUGAAGAUUUACAAGCGACAACAGGAAACAAUAUAGACCCAGCUAACUCUGCCCUUGAACCAUCAAGAGAAGACAAUGGAUCAGAGCCAGAAAGAGAUACCUCAACUAGCUCACCAGAAAUUCUACAACCAUCAGAGGAAGAAAACUCUAAUGGAUCAGAAUCAUCUGUUAAUGAAGACCAAUAUGACUUAGUAUCAGAUGAUUUGAGUAAAUUUGGUGGUGCUUCAGAAGAAAAUGAAAAUGCUACUGGUUAA